Molecule: messenger RNA, 1635 nt
Organism: Melampsora larici-populina 98AG31
Lineage: Eukaryota; Fungi; Basidiomycota; Pucciniomycetes; Pucciniales; Melampsoraceae
Exons: 3
Coding region: 1-1635 (544 amino acids)
Source: RefSeq, a predicted model, not a curated record
AUGACAUCAAAAUCAACCACCAUCACAACACAACCAUCAUCAUCAUCAUCAUCAACAUCAUCAUCGACAUCCGUACCAACUCGGAUGACACAUCGAUGUUUGGAAAAUCUUGAACUAUUAUACAUCUUUACUAGUCAUUUGAGCACAUCAGAUUUAGUGAAUUGUUUAAGGAUCUCUAAACUUUGGCAUCAAGUUUCAUCUUAUCAUCUUUGGUCAUCUAAACCAUUAUCGAUUCCAAGUCUCAAAUCAAAUCAUUUCUUAAACUCAUCAAUCCAUCAAUCAAGUUUGACUUUUCCUAUCAUCAAUUCAUUAAACAUCAAUCUAAGUCAAUUCUCAACUAAAUCAAUCUUUAUCAAUCAUUCAAAUCAAAUCAAAUUUCAAUCUAUCUUUAAAUCUAUCAACUCAAUCACUCUAAAGAAUUCAUGUAACUUGUCUUGUUUUCUACCUUCACCUUCAAACUUCAAUUCGACUAGAACUUCUCUCAUCUUAAACCAUCGUCAGCAAAUUCAAGAAGCUCGUCAAGAGUUUUAUAAGACUUUGAUCAAUCAGAUCUUGACACUUGAAGAUUUGGUGGAUUUGAAUUUGAUCAACUUUUUACAAUCGGAUUCGAAUUCGUCAAACGGAAGAGAAUCAACCACCAACACCAACCAUCCUGAUCAACAACCACAACAACCACAAGCGGAAUCUAGUUCAUCAUCACAAAGCCAUCCUCAAAAACAAUUGUCUCAUCAAGUUGACAUCAACGACUUUCUGAUCAAAUUAUCAAAUGGAUCUCAAACUACAUCCCAUCAAAUCACACUAAAGUCAUUAAAUAUCACGACCAAUCAUCACUUGACGGACGAAUCAUUAAAUGCAUUAUCAAGACCUAAUCCGUUAUCCGAUUCGUUUCAAAACCCACAUCUAUCAUCUUAUCUAACCAAUCUAACGCUCAUAGAUUGUCCAGAGCUCACUCAAGAAGGUUUCUUUAAGUUUUUGAAAUCAUGUGAGAAUUUAAAAACACUCAAGAUUGGAAAAAUGAAUCAACUUUUUAAAGUAGAUGAUCUUCAUCAUCAGUCUUCUAAACCUUCGUUUGAGUCUAGAGAGAAUUUAAACCUUUUUGAUUGUUUGGCAAACCGUUGGAAUGGUGAAUUAAGUUUACUGAUCAUUCAAGAUAUUUCGGUUUUACUUGAUACACCCACUCAUUUCUCUAGUUUGAAAAUCCAACUUGAGACCUUACAUUUCGAUCGAUGUCACAUCACAUCUAAUCUAAUUAAAUCGUUUCCUUCAUUAAAACAUCUUAGUUUAUAUCAUUCUUCUAUAGAAGAUUUCACAUCAUUUGAUUAUUCUGAUGCGAAUUGGUUUAGGAAUCCUUCACAGAUUAAGGUCAGGGCUGAUGGGCUGGAUGAUUCGAGGGGUGAUCGACAACUUGGGAUGAUCGAUUCGAAGCUUGGGUAUAUGAGAAGUAGGCAGUUUUGGUUCUUUGGUUCGGUUGAACCGGUUUGGAUUAUGGAUCGAGAAUUGGAAUUGGAAUUGGAAUUGGAUGAAGAUGAAAAUGAUCAUGGGUUUGGGUUUGGGUUUGGUCACAAAAGGUUAAUGAAGAAUGAAAUCAGAUUAUUGAAAUCAAGGUGUAGAAAUUUAAUGAAUGUUUGGGUAUGA